Bicyclus anynana (squinting bush brown) is the source of this 1308-nucleotide messenger RNA. Its product is annotated as ATP synthase mitochondrial F1 complex assembly factor 1. Gene Ontology annotation, cellular component: mitochondrion. The transcript is spliced from 5 exons. NCBI's taxonomy places the organism in Eukaryota, Metazoa, Arthropoda, Insecta, Lepidoptera, Nymphalidae. The record is from RefSeq and is a predicted model, not a curated record. The coding region runs from base 216 to 1046 and encodes 276 amino acids. Gene Ontology annotation, biological process: mitochondrial proton-transporting ATP synthase complex assembly.
AUAUGGUAUCAUUAUUUUACUAAGUGACCAAAGAGUAUAAUAAGUAUCUCAAAAAUGCUAGUUUCCAACCUAUAGCCUACAACCAUUAAAAAUAAACAAUAUGUCAUAACAUAACCUAAAAAAAUUAAAAAUUAUUUUGAUAUGUUACGUGAUUUAGACUUGAAAAAUUAAUAUUCUGGUUGGUAUUUAAAGUUUAUUUGAUCCAUAAAUUUGGUAUGAAACGUCUCAUCAGUACACCCUUAAAACAUCCCCAAUAUUUUACCCGUAACAUAAUGACAACAUCCAGUAGAUCAGAGAAAGCCCUGGAAAAUCUACAAAAGAAUCCUUAUUUCGAAAAAUAUGCUGAGCGCAUAGCAACUUUGCAGAAAACGUCCCCAGAAGAGUUUCUUAGAAAAGUAGAAGAGCAACAGAAAAAGCAAAAUGUAGAAAAUAAAAAGAAAUUUGCUUCUGUCGAUACAAGACAAUUUUCAUCUGUCCUCAAUCCAAAAGACAACCUUAAAAAUGAUGCGGCUGUUGAAGAUAAGAAGUUAAAUGAUAUUUUCAAAGUGGAUCUUGUAAAGGACAAAAAUGCAUCUGAGGUGCAAAUUAUAUGGGAGGAAUACCACAAAAACAAAGAGGUCAUAUCUGCAACCAUACCAAAUGAUUUGUACACUAAAAUUCAACAGAACAUGAAGAAACAUCCAACAUUUUUGUUUCCAUUGCCAAGAUCUGAGGGAUACGAGUAUGUUAUGUGCCAGAGCUAUGGGCAUGCUGUUCAUUUUACUCCACUACUUGCUUAUCAGGUUCACCAAGAAAAUGCACCAGAAUGUCUUACAAUGGUGCAUUACACAGAACUGAGUGAAAAAGGAAUUAUUUUAAUGCGUGGAGAAUAUGAUAAGAAUGUACUGACUGGUAAAGAAGCCCAGUGCCUUGCGAACCAGUUUCAAAUGUACUACAACGGUAAAGAUGAAAAUAAAUUUAAAUUGUUAGAAUCAUUCACUAAAACACCAGACUCCUUCAAGCAUAUGGAUUUGAUUACAGAAUUGGAAAAUAUUCAAUUAGUUUAAAGGUAAUAAAUAUUAAAUAUUAAUUUUCACUUGUGUGUGGUCAAGCAGUUGAUUAAACAUAAAACAAAUUAUUGUAAACUUAGAAAAACAAUAAGUUCUUUAUUUAAAAAAAAAAGAGUUCUGGCUAUAGUGAAUUGAAUAAAAAUGUCAAUUGACUUUAGUGAUAAUAGUCUUGUAUUGUGUAUUAAUUCAAAAAUAUAUUAGCUGUUUAAUAUUUUGUUAACUUAUUUCUUUUAAAUAUAGAAUAGUUAAAACAAACUUA